AUGAGUUCUUCGUACAGCGUGAUCGUCCUGUUGUUAGCGGCGUUCGUGAGCUGCUCGCUGAUCGUGAACGCGUUGGCCGUUGGUGGUGACGAUGGUUCCGGGGCAGCGAGCCGUAUUGGCAACGGGCAAGCGGCCAGCCCAACCCAAUUCCCGUUCAUGGCCGGUAUUCUGAUAUCGGGAACGAACGAGCGUUCGUUCUGUGGUGGUGCGCUCAUUUCCCGUCGCUUUGUGCUUACGGCAGCGGCCUGUGUCGUUGGGUCGAACACUUUCACCGUCCUGCUGGGGGCCACCGAUAUGACGCGCAUCGAACAGAUCAUUCCGGUGCUCAACAUUCCGUCGCAUAUUAUUGUCCAUCCGGGCUACAGUGCUCUGCUGAAUCGGGAUGACAUUGCGUUGCUGCAGCUGUCCCGGGAAGCCGAUUUGACGCCGACGGUACAGGUGGCGAAUCUACCGCGUCGCUAUCAUACUGCGUUCACGUUCAACGAUUGGCCAGCGACGGUGACUGGUUGGGGUAAUACGGGCAACCGGGAUAAUGAGCCGAUCCCUCUGCAGCAGCUACUGUAUGCCGUUGGUCCCGUUGUGUCGAACUUUGUUUGCGGGAUUUCCCACAGCUUCAUCCGUGAUGGCAACAUCUGUAGCUCGACUGAUAAUGGGGGACCGUGCAAUGGUGACGAAGGUGGUCCGGUGUUUGUGACGGAAGGCGGGGAAACUUUCAUCAUCGGUGUCCACUCGUUCCACUACGAUGGCCUGUUCGGAUGCGAUCGAAGCCGAUCGUCGGUUCAUACGCGCGUCACCGAGUAUCUGGACUGGAUCCAGGCCAACAGUGACGUCGUGAUCCGGGCUUAGAGCCAAUGAAGUGAGCUAAAGAAAUAAAGACUUUGAAACUGGAAAA
Anopheles aquasalis is the source of this 892-nucleotide messenger RNA. RefSeq names its product brachyurin-like. Gene Ontology annotation, molecular function: serine-type endopeptidase activity. Lineage: Eukaryota; Metazoa; Arthropoda; Insecta; Diptera; Culicidae. Gene Ontology annotation, biological process: proteolysis. The record is from RefSeq and is a predicted model, not a curated record.